GUUGUGUGUUUUAUAUAUUAUGGGUAGCCAGGCUGAUAAUCCCACAGGGUCUAAAAGCAUCCUUGCUCGGUCAGGCCUUGGAAACCUUUGUGGUUUACCCCCAAGACACAAACAUUCAAAAGGAUGAAGACUACGACCUGCUCCCUGCUCAUCAUCAUCUCCUUUCUUCAACUGAUGGUCCCAGUCAAUACCGAGGAGACCUUAGACUCUGUCAUGAAGAAGCUCAAGGAAGCUCGCAGUCUAGAGCGUCCUCCCUCUGCUAUGACUAAGAGUCUCUCCUGCACUACUAUCAAGGCUUCAGGUACACCGGCUUCCUGUCCACCAGGAAUGAUUGCUACUGGUUGUUCAUGUAGCUUUCUUUGUGGAGAUGUCCAGCAUAUCCAGAAUGAAAACAUUUGCUACUGUCUGUGUUCAAACGUAGACUGGACCAUUGCCCGCUGCUGCCAACAGAGGAAAUGAAAAAGACGAGAAUUCAGUUUUGAGAUAAUGAUUAUAAUGAAGCUGUGAUUCCACCUAAGAGAUCUGAUUCAUUGUCCUUGUGAUGAAUUCAUAUUACACAGUAAUCCUACUUCUUAAGUAAUAAAGAGAGAUUUGCACUCA
Molecule: messenger RNA, 600 nt
Organism: Alexandromys fortis (reed vole)
Lineage: Eukaryota; Metazoa; Chordata; Mammalia; Rodentia; Cricetidae
Product: resistin-like alpha
Exons: 4
Coding region: 124-459 (111 amino acids)
Cellular component (GO): extracellular region
Molecular function (GO): hormone activity
Source: RefSeq, a predicted model, not a curated record